UACUGAAUUUAUUACAGUAUUUGCUAUUGCAGUUAUCUCUAAACCCUUUAUUAGAAUACAUGUGGUAGUAUUUUAAUAUAUAAUUCCCCUCACAAAAAAGGGGCUUUUACAGGCAGCAUGUUAGAGUUGAAAGAAGUGACACCUUUAGUUAAUUAUUUUGUCAGAGCUGUAGUAGAAAGUGCAGGUUUGAGUCCUAUCAUGUCCUGAAACUCUAAGUUGCAAAUAGUCACUGUAUCAGAACUACAGAUAUAGGUAAAUCCAAAAUACUUUGUGAAACUGUUUGGUAGUUUUUUUAAAACUGAACAUUGAGCCAACUUCUGGGAAAUGUGUGAGGAAUAUAUACUUGAGAAAAUGCCUGUUUACAUUAGCUUGAGAAGACAGUUUCCUCCAAUAUAGCUGAUGCUGUAAAUGAGCUCAGUACUAGAUUUUAAUAACAAAACAACUCACCCAAACAUCCUUUGUUCUUCUCUUAUUAUGAAUUUUAUAUAAUCAUGUAUUUGGAUAUUGUAUUUUUUUUAAUUAAUAGACAAAAUGAUCCUUCUGGAAUUGCAUCUAUUAAGCAAGCCUCUUGAUAGAGUUAGAAGGAUAGAGGCCAUUUACUUUGCCUUUUUCAUUCUCUGUUGGACAUGUUUGACAUGUUGUUUUAGAAGUAGAUGAAUAAUCAAUGCAAAGCACAUCAUUUUCUGCCAAGACUUUCUAAGUAGUUUCUAUGUGGUAAUUCUGACUGUUCUGUAUGAAUUCUUUGUCCUCCUUUCUGCUCCUUAUAGAUGCCAUUUUUGAUUUACAUAGUAAAAUACAGUUUCAAGCACAGCAAGUAAAAAUAUUAUAGUUUUCACUUACUGUGUAUUUUUUACUAAUUUUUGAGCAUGACUAGAACAAAGAGGAUAUACAUUUAGUCCCUAAUUGAAUAGUGAUUAUAUGAGUACCUCUUUUGCCCUUCAGAUUGUCCUUCUGAAUUCAGCCCUGGUUCUGUCAAUGCCUUAUUCCGUGGUUUUGGAUGUGAUUUAUCAUUCUAAUCUGGUUUGGUAGUGUGUAAAAUGAAUAUGGUAAUAUUGCCAUAGUACACUGUAUUGUUGAUUGAUUAUGAAGAUAUAUCUGUUUUAUAGGGUUUUUUAAUAGUUUUUUGAGACUGUAUAAAUCCAUCUUGAUACUAUAUGUUUCCUGUUACAGCUUCUUACAGAAACAAAACAAAACAAAAGCCCAAGUCCAAACACUAAAAUUUUGACUGGGCCUGAUGAUAAUUCUUACUUGUAGUAAUAGCUGUUAAAUUAUUACAGUAUGUAGUUAAUUAUAAGUAUUUUAUUUAAUGACAGUUUACACCUAUGCUAGAGUUGGUCUAUGAAAUUUUGUUCUAAUUAAAGUAAUAUGAAGACCGUAUUUUUGAGUGAGAACAAUGAAUUUAGUGAAACAAUAUAGAGACAUUAUUAACAGGAGUGUAAGAUCUGUUCAGUUCUCUGUGAUCAUGGUGGAACAAAUCCGAAGUCUGUCGUGUUUGUACAAAGGAAAAAGGAUUCUGGAAACAUGCAUCUAUUGAUGUAUUGCCAAGAACUAUCCCAUUCUGGUGGGACAAGUCACAGUAGUAAUGGUUUUGCUUGUCUGUGGAACCAAGUGAACUGUAGGAGUUCUCACACUAUUCAAGGAUGUUGCCUAACACCAAAAUGCAAUAAAAUGCUUGUUAAGGGGAAAAUAAGAUUGCAUAAGAUUGCAUUCUGACAACCUGCUGUGGAGCCUAGGGGACUCCCAGUACUUCUUAAUUCAGUGUAGGAGGGGGAAAGCUCAGCUGGCAAUGUUGAAAACACCGAACUGGGGCGUGUAGCUGCCUCUCUCCAUUACUUGUAUAGUUUUGGGCUGGCAAACCUUCUUGUUGACUGCGAGUGAAAAUAUUUCUAUAGACCAGAACUGAAGACAUUUAAAAUAUACAUAUUGGAGAGCUGAGAUACAUCAAGACUCAAGGUUUCAUCCAGAAUUUGACUGUCACUCUUGAGUGUUUACCUUGUGUUUCUAAAAGCAGGAGAGAACCAAGUCCAUCACUAUGUGUUAAAGUGACUUAGCAAUGUUACUUUCAGGAAGUUCCACAUUUAGCUUUCCAGUAGCCCUGUAGUUUUUCAGCCUGACUGGUAGUCUUGUAGCACUGUCCUGGCAUAGGAGCUGUGCUUGAGUGGCUUGUGAUCAAUGUGUGAAUGAAGAGCAAUGAGCUGAUUACCCCAAAUACAAUGAGACAGGACAUGGCAUAACUGGAUAUUACAUGGUCUGAUGGUCCCAUUGUCCUGUGAAGACUGAAUGCCAUGCUAAGCAUCUAAAUCUGUUCUGUCCCUCUUAGUAGGUAGGCUGAAUGCAUCCUUAGCUACCUGAGAGUUCAGUGCACCUGUAGAAAAGUUGAAGACACAAAUAUUAAUUCAAUUCCUAAUGGAAGUAGCUUUUCUAAAUGUUUCCAGCUCUUUGUGGAAAUUUUCUAGCUGCUCAAUCUUGCAUCAGUAAUUCUCCCUGUUUAGGGAGCUGGUAAAGAGUAUAAUCUUUCAUGUCUAACUUCUGUGACUGCUUUAAGCAAAUUCUCCCCAGUUUGCUGAGUUUGGCCUGUAAGCAGGGGGGUUUAGGUGACUGAAAAGCUGUGCACUAUUUAGUGUGUGGUUGUGGUUAAGCCAGGGUUUCCAAACAUUAGCACUCCAAUAAUAGAACUUCCUUUCCUUGUAAGAGCAGGAGGGCAACAGUUGCUAUGUUAGGGUGCUGGUAAUGGUCUUUUCUGAAAGUGGGUUACAAUUGUCCAGCUCUUCUAACUUACAUUAUGCUUUGCACUUUCAAUGUAUUAGCUAAAUUUUGCAGUAUCGAUGUAACAAUGGGCUUCAGACAACAAGGAUUUUGAAACUGUAGUAAGUAGUAAAUAGAAGUUAAGUAAGCUGUGCUUACUCUUUGUUAACUGUGACUAGUUUCCUGUCUCCUAUAAAACAAAAAUAAAUUAUUUACAAACUCCCAGAAUCUGAGACAUUUUUACGAUGUAAUCCUCAAGGAUUUUUGUCUUUGAUCCUGAGAUGGGUAAUAGUAAGGUAGUCUAUAGAAAUUGCACAAAUAAAGUUUCAAUUACAGCUCAAUGAAGAAUACAUAAAUGCAUAUACACACACGUACAUAUGUGUGUGUGUGUGUUUUCUUACUCUUCCCUUUCAGGGUAAUGUAUUUUCCUACUACUUCAAAAACUCAACAGUAACAAUUGAAAGUGCUAGCAGAAAUAGGAAGAGGUCAUUGCCCUUAGACUGAAGAAAAGUAAGACAAAUUUGGCAGCAUCUCAGUUUCUGGUUGAAGAGUUCUAUUCCAACUUUAAAGUUUUAAAAUGUUAGAGAGAAGGUACAAGCUUAAAUGUUUAAACUGACUAAAUCUGUUCAGCUUCAUUUCAUCAAAAUCCCAUGCUUGAAAGCCAAGUGAUGGAGUUACUUCUUUACAGUCAUUUUAGCUUGGCAGAAGUGGCCUUUUGCCUUGUGCAAUAAUUGUCUUUCCCUUGUUUAAAGGGAGGGCUGAGAUCACAAAAGUCACAGAAGUGGUGACAAUAUGGGUUUCUGCCUUGCCUCCCCAUUGGAAUAUGUUCUGGAAAGAGCUGAGCCUUAUGCUGUGGCUGAGUGGGCCAGAAGCAAAAAACAGAGCUGCUGCCUUGUCCCUCACGGGAGAAUCCAGGCCAACUGAAUUUCUGUUACAUGGGGAAAAUGAGAAAAAGGAGGUCAACAUGGUGCUUAGAAGAAUGUGCAGCACAAGCAGUGCUUGAGGAGGGGGAAGGGAGUGGGUGUGUAUAAGUACAUUAAUAUAUUCUUCUGGAGAUUGGAAAUAGCAAAUGGCAAUGAGCUGUGAGUGAAAUUCUUGCUUUGAUAAAUAGAUUAUUGUACUUUCAUGGUGAAUUGAAUAAUAUUAUGGAUACAAGGGAAAAUGCAGAAUAGAAAAACCAAGGUGGGGGGGGAAAAUGUGAUGAAAACGGAAUUUGGAGUGCUUAUGCGGGCUGUCUUUAUAAGAUAUUUGUCCAUAAGAACUUGGUAUGUGGUAUAAUGGUGAUUAAAACAGUUAAAUACUUAACUGUGUUCACAGUUUUGCUGUUAAUUUUCAUUUAUAUACUUAAUUAAGUUUAUAUGCAGCGUAACAGAAUUGUUUACUGCCUCUACAUUGCAAUAUUCAAUACUAGACAAAUACUUUGGCUAUUCUUAGAAGUGAGUAUCUAUCAGCGUUUUGUUGCUCUCUUUAGAUUACUUAUGUCCUUGCUGGUGUUAAAAGCAGUGUGUGGGAUUUAAAUGUAGGUCACUGUUUUAGCAGGGUUUUAAGAAGUUUAUUUGCUUGACGGUCAGAAUUUUCCUGCUGUUCCUGUUUAAUUCUGUUUCUUGUACAAUGUCCAUAAUUGUGGAUCUGAGCAUGUGCUAAGUGACAUGGCUAACAUCUGUCAUGUGUGAUUCUCCUUUCUGCUCCCUGGGAGGAAAAUUAUUGAGAGAAAAACGCAAGAGUCUCUAUAUAAACCACCAUCCUCCUGGGCAGUUGAGAAGGAAGUACAGUUCCUGCUCCACUAUUUUCCUGGAUGACAGCACCGUCAGUCAACCAAACCUCAAGUAUACCAUCAAAUGUGUAGCUCUUGCAAUAUAUUACCACAUCAAAAACAGGGACACAGACGGAAGAAUGCUCUUAGAUAUUUUUGAUGAAAACCUUCAUCCCCUUUCGAAAUCCGAAGUGCCACCAGAUUAUGACAAACAUGAUCCGGAGCAGAAACAGAUUUACCGCUUUGUUCGGACGUUGUUCAGUGCUGCUCAACUGACUGCUGAAUGUGCCAUUGUCACCCUGGUAUAUCUUGAAAGACUUUUAACUUAUGCAGAGAUAGAUAUCUGUCCAGCAAACUGGAAGCGAAUUGUACUGGGUGCGAUUCUUCUGGCAUCCAAAGUUUGGGACGACCAGGCAGUGUGGAACGUGGAUUACUGCCAGAUUCUGAAAGAUAUCACUGUCGAAGACAUGAAUGAGCUGGAACGCCAGUUUCUUGAGCUGUUGCAGUUCAACAUUAAUGUCCCUUCCAGUGUUUAUGCCAAGUAUUAUUUUGAUUUGCGUUCCCUGGCAGAAGCGAAUAACCUGAGUUUUCCUUUGGAGCCUCUCAGCAGGGACAGGGCAUAUAAACUUGAGGCCAUUUCCCGCUUGUGUGAAGAUAAAUAUAAGGACUUCAGGAAAGCUGCAAAGAAACGGUCAGUCAGUGCUGACAAUCUGACUGUGGUUAGAUGGUCCCCUGCUAUUAUCUCCUAACAGAGGAGGCUGGAAUACUCCUACGGACGUACUGUUUCAUCCAUCCAUUUUUUGGGGGUGGGCUGGGGGUGGGGGGCUAAAGAAAAAAGACUUCUGAUUUUUUUAUUUUUAAAUCUGUCAAGCUGCCUUUACAGUGCCUCCCCAUUGUGUAGCACACGAGUAAAAUACCUAGUGGAAGGAGAAAUGGAGAAAUCAGUGUUCGGGAGAGAAGAUGGGUGACAAUUUUUUUCUCACUUUGGCUAACAGCUUUACACUUCUUAUGAGGAAACAGCAAAUCAGGUGCUUGGAAGAAGAAACAAAAAAAAAUGAAGUAGAGGCAGAAAAAUAUAUAAGAACUGUGCCAUUUUCUAAUACGCUGUAGUCAUGAGGAGAAAUGGCAGCAUGAAAACAAACCAUGUAGUCAGAUGACUGUGCACAAGAGGAAUGAAGUUGGAAGGGUUCUAUCCUGAAGGUUUCUCUUUAUGUCUUUUUUUAUUUGGGUUUGGUUUUUUUGCAUUCCUCAUUGCUGCUUCCCAGCAUAAAUUCUUCCCCUUGCACAGCAGCAAAUACAAAGUCUGUAUUUACAGUAGCACAAGCCCCUGAAUAAAAAGCAUUGGGUUUUUUCACUGCACUUUUCUCUGUAAGCUGUCUUAUUAGCAUUAUUCUUCAUAAUUAUUAUGCAUAUGUUAUAUUUCUUGUAUGCCUUUUACUGUAUUUCAAAAAGGAGAACUUGACCAUAGUGCUGAACCAAAAGUGUGUACAGGGAUCAGAAGAUCUUCGUAAUUUCAUGAUGUGUUUUAUUUAUAGUAUACUUGGGUGUGUGUGCCUUCCUGAGUUCUUGGAAUCAUUUAUUUUUCCUUACUAUAAAGAUACAGUUAUUAAAGUAUUCAGAUGAUGAUGAUAAGACUUGGGCCAAAUCUCUGAAAUUUGCAACAGAUCUUGUGAUCCUUUUUGCAGAUUUUCAUAGCAUUAGAAGUUUAGCAGAAUUCAUUUUGUGAGAUAGUUUUUUUUGUGUGUGGCCUGACAAGUUCAUUCCUUCACCUCCAGGUCCAUUGUUGCAAGCAAUAUUCUCAGUGUUUAUAUGUUUACUUUAAAUCAAAGUGAAUCUGUUUGUAUAAAAUAAAAAAUGAUAAAAAAAUUGUUCCAGUGAGAAGGCCUGUAGAAGAGAAGAAUGGAAACCUUAACAAAGUAUUUGUCACAAGUAGAUUUGAUUUUGAAGAUAAAAUACAAACCCUCAUGUUUUUCAGCAUAGGUGCUUAUAGAAAUUAAAAGUAACCAAACUGUGAACGUAAUUUUCAACACUGAUUAAUAUAAAGCUCUUUGUUGUUGUUACUAGUUCCCUCUUACUGUGACUGUUGCCCCCUUGGAAUUUUUAGGAACCUUUUAUACAAAAUAACUUGUCAGUAUAAACAUAUUUGCUUUAUAAUGCCCCAGGGUGAUAUUUUUUUUCCCCAUUUUUUUGCACACUUUAGAAAGAUGUAGCUGAGAAGUCUCAGUUCCCUGAAAUCCUUCCUUUGCGACUAUCACUGCAAUGAAUAGCAACAGACACCCCUGAUUUAUGCACUAUUGUGGUAAACCAUAAAGAUUCCAUAUUUGUUUUAUUAAGCCCUAUGGGCUUGUAGCAAACCUGAGGGCCCCCAGAUGCACACUUGAUUUCCAGUGCAGUGGUAAUCCCUGCCUCCGGGUGGAGAGGCCCUGACAGGAUUGAAGUAGUACUACCAAACAGUUUUCUGUUAACUUUCUAAUGUGAUUUGUGUAGUUGGAGACAUGAAGGUUUUGUCCAUAAAUUCUCCUGAUGUCCUUUGGGCCUUUAAAAUAAUCUGAUUCUCAUCACUUCUUGCUGUGCCAUUGCAUCAGAACUGUGAGUAUCUCAAGUCCAUUUUUCCCAUGAGCAUGGAAUGUAAGGAAACUGUAACAGUACAAAUGCAAAUCACAGCAUUUAAAACCUCUUUACAGAUGGUAUCAAAAGGAACAUUUUCAGAGCAUUUGAAAUCCAUCCUUUAUAAGCAUAAAUUUAGACUUUACAAAUAUGUAAAAUAUUUUGAUUUAUCAACACUUUGCUAAACUGUUUUCCAUUUAACUUGGUAUCAGGAAUAUUGGUUUUAUCCAUUUCUGGGUGAUAGAGAUAUGAACUUUGGAUUAUGUAAAGAUCUCAAUGCAUCUACUAUAAUUUUUGUGAAGUUUAUUAAACUACUCUAAAGAUUGUAUAGUCUAUUUAUUGUAUGUAUGUACAUACAGUCUGAUACUUUAAAAAGUGGAUUCCGUAAAACCUGGCUCAGUCUUGUUUGGACUAUUGAAUAUCGUUUUAGCCUUGUGCACUGGACUCUACCUCUGUAUAGGAGAAUUUUCCAUAUUCUUAAUUAGUAUUGAUUCUGUGAUUAACUUGGUUAUGUUUCUUGCACUAAGAAUUAAAAAAAAAAAAAUCUGGUCAAAGUGUGGAUUUUUCUUUAGUUUGAGUUUUGCCAUAUGAAUCCUCUCCAUUUAGAUGAAUGUUUCUUUCCCUCAUGGUUAUAGAAUAAUUAUUUGCUUUUUCUUCUGGUUUGUUCCACAGUUACCAAAAAAUACAGUACCUGUCAGUAAAAAUUACCUAGUGUCUUUUGUUUGCAAGGUGUUCUAUACCAUGUAAUUAAAAAUUAAUUAUUAUUUAGGA
Messenger RNA from Apus apus (common swift), 7876 nucleotides. It is a transcript of the gene CCNY, whose product is annotated as cyclin Y. NCBI's taxonomy places the organism in Eukaryota, Metazoa, Chordata, Aves, Apodiformes, Apodidae. The record is from RefSeq and is a predicted model, not a curated record. Gene Ontology annotation, molecular function: protein kinase binding; cyclin-dependent protein serine/threonine kinase activator activity. Gene Ontology annotation, cellular component: cytoplasmic cyclin-dependent protein kinase holoenzyme complex; plasma membrane. The transcript has 9 exons. Gene Ontology annotation, biological process: regulation of cyclin-dependent protein serine/threonine kinase activity; regulation of canonical Wnt signaling pathway. The coding region runs from base 4411 to 5247 and encodes 278 amino acids.